Molecule: messenger RNA, 1662 nt
Organism: Capronia epimyces CBS 606.96
Lineage: Eukaryota; Fungi; Ascomycota; Eurotiomycetes; Chaetothyriales; Herpotrichiellaceae
Product: translation initiation factor eIF-2B subunit delta
Exons: 1
Coding region: 1-1662 (553 amino acids)
Source: RefSeq, a predicted model, not a curated record
AUGCCACCCUCGGAUGGAGUACCCGUGACGAACGGGACUACUCAGCCAUCCGGAGAUGUUCCUUCGAAAGAGUCCAAGAAAUCAAAACCGCGGCCAGACGGCUCUGCGCGAACGGCGACGGAGCAAGACAUUGCAGAAGCCGGCGCCGGAGUCAAAUUGACAGGGGCGCUCUUGAAGAAACAAAAGGCUGCGGAAAAGGCAGCCAGGAGAGCGGAAAAGGUGGCUGAAAAGGGAGCGCACGCACAGCAACAGGCGCAGACGCAGACGCAGACGCAGGCUGGACCGUCAGGCACGAAACUAGAGACUCCUAGACGGCCGUCGACGACCAAGAGAGAGAGCGACACCGUUCCUCAUCACAGAAGGACACCUUCGUCCGGUGCAAGACAGCUGCCGAUUCGUGGGGCUGCUCAACCGCAACCGCAACCCCAGGCCUCUGCACCUCAUGAAAAGGAGAAGCGCCACGAGCUCAAUCGCGUUCCCAUGUUCUCACAUCUCUACCCGAAAGAAAAGAGGGCCACUCUUGCAGGAGCCGGAAGGGAAAUCCACCCCGCCGUCAUUGCACUCGGUCUGCAGCUACGAGACUACGUGAUAUGCGGCGGGAAUGCUCGCUGCGUGGCUACGCUGCUUGCUUUCAAAAUGGUCAUAAAGACGUACACGACUCCGCCCGCUGUCGCUCUUUCAAGACACUUGCUCACCCAUCUCAACCAUCAAAUCGCAUACCUACGCAACGCUCGACCUCUGAGCACCAGCCAAGGCAACAGUAUCCGAUGGCUGAAGAACCUCAUUUCCACCCAGCCUGUCGAAUCCACCGACAGCGAAGCCAAGCAAAGCCUGUGCGAGGCCAUCGACUUGUACAUUCGCGAGCGAAUCACGCUGGCGGACGAAGUCAUUGCGCGCGAGGCCACCGAGCGCAUUGAGGACGGCGACGUCGUACUCACCUACGCCAAGAGCAGCAUCGUGGAGAAAACGCUCAUCAACGCGCACCGGCAGGGCAAGAAAUUCAGAGUCAUCGUCAUCGAUUCACGGCCCAUGUUCGAGGGGAAGAACCACGCGAGAAGCCUCAUCCGCGCAGGUCUAAAAGUGCAAUACGCCCUGCUCACCGCAAUCGCGGACAUUGUGGACCAGGAAUCUGUGACCAAAUGCUUCCUCGGGGCAUCGGCUAUGCUGGGAAAUGGGAAGCUCCUGUCCCGCGCCGGAUCCGCCAUGGUUGCAAUGAUGGUCAAGGAGUGUUCAAGGAACAAGAGUCGAAAUGUCCCUGUCAUUGUACUGUGCGAAACGGUCAAGUUCAGUGCCAAGGCUGUGUUGGACAGCAUCAUCCUAAACGAGUUGGGUGAUGCCGAUGCUUUGGUCGAUUCGGCCCAAUCCGGGGUGUUUUCUACGAACCCAUCUCUUGCCGCUGCCACUGCUGCACCGUCCAAAGGUGGCAGUAAGAAAUCCGGCGCCAAGGACAAGGAUGAGGACGAUUCCGACGACAAAGGGGCUGGCUCAAACAAAGGUCUAGAAGAGUGGAAGGAUCAGCCAGGACUGUUUCUGUUGAAUAUCAUGUACGAUGUUACACCUGCCGAGUUUCUCGAUCUCGUGAUAUGUGAGCUUGGAAGUCUACCGCCCGAGGCGGUCCCUGUGGUUAAUGGCGUGCAUGGAGACGACCAGGCGCUGGCAUGA